Molecule: messenger RNA, 2737 nt
Organism: Zingiber officinale
Lineage: Eukaryota; Viridiplantae; Streptophyta; Magnoliopsida; Zingiberales; Zingiberaceae
Product: probable ubiquitin-conjugating enzyme E2 37
Exons: 6
Coding region: 1479-2582 (367 amino acids)
Biological process (GO): protein polyubiquitination; DNA damage response
Cellular component (GO): nucleus
Molecular function (GO): ubiquitin conjugating enzyme activity
Source: RefSeq, a predicted model, not a curated record
UUUCCCCCUUUUCUCCUGUUCGUUUGUUUCUUCCUUGUCUCCACCUUCUUCACUCGCCUAUUAUACGUUGUCCUUCUCCGUCGAGAUCACUUCAACCAUGGUCUCUUUUUUUUCCCCCCCCUUGUAAACCAUGAUCUGAAUUGCUGCGGGAUUACUAUGUGUUUAGUCUUUGGUCUAUUGAUUUGAUCACUUCAUCUUUACAGAAUGUAACUAGUCAUUGUCCGUUUAAUUAUUUUGAUUUCAGUGUUGCAAAACCCUAGGUCAUCGUUUGUGAAAUAAAAAACAUUAUGCGAUAGAUACAUAUGCUAUGAUCUUCUGGAUGUUGAUGAACUUCACAUAUUGUAUGGACUAUAUUAUUAUAUUUGAUUUUAUCUCUGUACUUGUGCAUUCAUAUUUGAGCAAUGUAAAUCUAUACAGGUAUUAUAGACAUUAUCACCAUUCCCUGUGUUAGAUCUCUAUUGUUUAAAGUGGCCAAAAUGUAAACUUUUCUCAUAUAGGAAUAAAUAUGCAUUACAAAUAUAGAACCGGUGCAGCCAACACACAAGCUUACUGCUCGUUAAGGUUUUCUAGGGUUAAAGUAGGGAAAUUAUUUUUAAUCUCCUACUUAAUUCUCUCUAAUCCUCCCAUCCGAUUUGGUUUUGUUCCUUCUGAAUUUGUCUCUGAAUAUUUUAGAUCCCCCUCAUAUAGUUUCUCAAUUCCUUAUGAUAUUAAAUCAUUUAUGUAUUUUCCAUUUAUGCUAAGUAUCAUUAUCGUUCAUGUUAUCAUCUCUAUAAAAUAGGCCAUGUAUUAUCAUUAAAAUAUAUAUCAAAUGCAUUAACAUUAUUUCAUCACCAAAUUUUGUCAUUGUUGAGUUUCUUAUCCACAAUAUUGAAUCUUCAUCCUUCAUAAUAAAGAUCGGAGCUUCCAAACUUGUCAUUAUCAUCUUCAUCAUCACCAAGUUUGGAGUUGACUACAUAAAUCUUAUUCCUAUGUCGAGCUCUAUGCAUAUUUAUAUCACAACUAAUUAAUGUUUAUAAAAUUACUGAUGCAACAUCAAAAAUCGCACCACAAAAUCUCAAACAACUCAACCCAUAGCAGAGGAAAAAUAUUAUUAAACUGGAAGAUUAAUACAUGAGAUCUUUAUAUAUAUUCAAAAUAAUACCAAGUCACUUAAAAAGUCUAACUCAUCUCUAAAAUUAUAACCUACUUUUAAAAGGCUAAAUUUGCCUCUAAAAAUUAUAAUAAACUUUUAGCAACUCUUAAAAAUUAUUUUAAAUUGAUUCCAAUCCUCAAACUGCAUCAGUUAGACAAUUUUGACACUAUCAUGUAACUUUAACCUUUUUCACAUGGUCUUGGGAUUGACAUUGGUCGUUUUAGGAGCUUUCGACCUACUAUCAUAUUGGGAUCUCCAUAAGUUUUCAUUUGAUGCAUUAAAUUGGAUAUUCUUUUCCUACUUUUUGUUGGUCCAUAAAAAGUUAAGUUUUUCUUAAGCUGCUAAAAUGGCACAAGCUGCAAGGUUGAAUCUGAGACUGCAAAAGGAACUUAAGGUGCUCGUGACUGACCCACCUCCUGGCGUUUCCUUUCCUUCACUUUCUGAUAAUCAGAACCAAUCAUCUCUUUCACUGCUUUCCAUUGAGUCCUGCAUCGAGGGACCUGAAGAAACUGUAUAUUCUAAAGGCAUUUUCAUUGUGAAGAUCGAAAUCCCUGAAAGAUAUCCAUUUCAGCCACCUAAUGUGACCUUUGUUACACCAAUUUACCAUCCCAACAUUGACAAUGGAGGGCGUAUUUGUCUUGAUAUUCUUAAUUUACCGCCAAAGGUAAAUGAUUCAGUUGUAGACUAUUUGCUUAAGGGUGCAUGGCAACCAUCAAUGAACAUCUCAACUGUUUUAACCAGCAUUCGUUUGCUACUGAGUGAGCCUAACCCAGAUGAUGCCUUAAUGGCUGAAAUUAGCAGGGAGUACAAGUACGAUAGGCAUGUCUUUGAACAGAAGGCCAGAACGUGGACAGAGAGAUACACUAAUCCUGACUUUACUGGGAAAAUAGAUAAUCAUGCUGUUUCAACCAGCCUAAAUGUAGCACCUUUAGAAGCUCAUGGAGCUUUAGUUCCAGAAAAUCCAGACCAAGGGAGUGACAGGAUGAGAAAGAAGCUUCGCCUAUCAUUUACAAAACCGACAACAACACCAGUUAUGCCAUCUGGAAUGAACAACAAUGCUGAAAAGGAGGUUAUUGUAUUGACUGACGAGAUAUUAGAUAUGCCAGCCAAACAGAGUGGCAGCGUGAGGAAGCUUCACCUACCAUGUCAAAACUUGUCUGCAAAAACAUUGAUGCAGUUUGCAACGAACAACAAUGUUGAAAAGGAAAAAAUAACACUUGCUUGCAAGAGAGAGAAGCAGAUGACUUCAUGCUCCAAAUUGUUCCAGUAUUCCAGUGCCGAUUUUGACGAUGCUUCAACAGUUGAUCCUAAGAAGCUGGAAGCUACUCCAGAGUUCCUAGAUAGCAUCAUUGUAUCUGACAGCGAAGAAAGUGAUGAUGAUGAUAAUCCACCUUUACAAUCAAGGUUCUCUAGAUUAAGGAAUCAAGCGUCAGGAGAUUGGAAAAAUUAGCGGCAGAAAUAACUGGAUGCUUUUGGUUUUGUGUUAGUUGGAAAUUGAGCUAGUUUAACCAUGUAUCUUUAAUCUUCUGAAUCCUAUACCUUUCAAGCUGAUGCUUAGUUCUCUCAAAAAGUAUUAAUGAAAAAAAAAAUACACUGGAUCAAUCA